This is a messenger RNA of Epithele typhae, 960 nucleotides long. RefSeq lists its product as uncharacterized. NCBI's taxonomy places the organism in Eukaryota, Fungi, Basidiomycota, Agaricomycetes, Polyporales, Epitheliaceae. The transcript has 3 exons. The coding region runs from base 1 to 960 and encodes 319 amino acids. The record is from RefSeq and is a predicted model, not a curated record.
AUGGUCUACGACCGCGGGAACCUCACCCACUGCGCUCCGAACGGGGAGGCCGUGCUCUACAAGCGCGCGUACCCGGAGGGCAUCAAGAUCAGAUCUCGCGACGCCCGCCGCGGCUGCCUCUUCCUCGACGACCAGAACAAGCUCGCCGACGGACGCCGCUCCUCCGUCUUCCGCACCCCGCUCAUCGCCACCCUCGGUCCGCGCGACCAGAAGCGCAAGCAUGUGCGCGUCGUAGCCAAGGUCGCGGACGACCGCUGUCGCUCUCACCAUCUCCUCCGGCAAGAAGCCAAGGCGUACGCCGCCUUCCCCCGCGAAUUCUAUGUCCGCUCCAAGCCCACGGCGCCGCCCAUCGUGCCCAAGUUCUACGGAUACUACGUCCCGAUCAACUCCAAGGGAGAGUCACUCGAGCGCGACCACCCGGGCUGCAACGAGUACGCGACUUCUCAGUGCCACGUUCAUCGCUGGCCGAAGGCGAUCCUCCUCAUGGAGGACUGUGGGGAGCAGAUCGAUACGGCGUGCAUGCCCUUCAGCGAGCGGAACGCGUGCUGGGACCUCGUCGAGCGCAUGCACCGCCAAGGUUUCUCGCACGGGUACGCGCACCCGCAGAACAUGCUCGUCCAGCCGGGCCCCAUGAACGUCCCCGUCGAGAAGCGUUCGUACCUUAACCCGAGUUUCCGGCUGGUCAGCUUUGGGCGCUGGCGGGCGCUCGGGUACAAGCUGCCUAUGGAGUCGGCGCGCUGCGCCAAGCGUGCCUUCGAGAAGGGCCGCGAGACGGACGUCAUGGUCUCCCUGGACGAGCUGCGCAUACUCAACCACGGCGAGCCCGAGGAGGAGGACGAGAGGAGCGUGGACGCCGACGACGAAGACGAGGAGCCCGAGAAUGAGGUCGACAUCGAUGCCGAUGUCGACGCCAACGCCGGGGAGGACGGGUAUGAUUCAGAUGCGACGGUGACCUGUUAG